UUAAGUAAAAACCAAGUUUUCAUACACUUUUGUAAAGAUUGGGUAUGAAAAUAGGUGUUCAAUCUACCAGUCAUAAAAAAUAAAAUAAUUAAAACAAAAUCAUUUGAGAUGCUUAUUUUCUGCAUAUGUAGUUACUGAUAUUUGCUCCAUUCAUAACUCUGAAGUUAGGUGAUCAUAAUGUCAUUACUUCUAUCAAGUUUCCUUGUAAGUACUACAGGUUUUGACCUAGGUAAAGGGAAAAUUUGAAAUGUGGUCUUAUAAGUACUACAGGUUCAAGUAAUUUUAAUUAUUAUGGUGUGUUACCGUUGAGAGGUAAAUUGCUUAAUGUGAGGGAAGCAAGCCAUAAACAGAUCAUGGAGAACGCUGAAAUUCAGAGCAUCAAGCAGAUUCUUGGACUUCAGCAUGGAAAACAGUAUGACAGUGUGAAGACUUUGAGAUAUGGUCAUUUGAUGAUCAUGACUGAUCAGGACCAUGAUGGAUCACAUAUUAAAGGGUUGUUGAUUAAUUUUAUUCAUUCAUUUUGGCCAUCGUUGCUAAAAAUUCCUUCUUUCUUAGUUGAGUUCCUUACACCUAUUGUGAAGGGCAAGCAAAAAUGAAAUAAUCGCAAGGUGAAGGAUAAAGAAAGGGAUGACAAGUCAGGUGUUGCAAUCCAAGACAUCCUCCAAGAAGAAAGCCUUGCUGAUGAAAGAAAAUAUUUCACGAUCGAGGAUGUAGAACUCGUGCUUGAAAAUUCUGAUGUGUCUGAUCCAGUAGAUUGUCUUCCUGAAAUGCAGCCUGAUUCAGAAGACAGAGAUACAGACACAUCAAAAGUUAAUGAUGUGACUUGUGAAUGAAAACUUAGAAUAGUUGUAUUGUGUCGAAUGUUAAUGAAUUAUGUAUUGUGUCGAAUGUUAAUGAUUUAGUUAAUUUGAAUGA
Messenger RNA from Camellia sinensis, 915 nucleotides. NCBI's taxonomy places the organism in Eukaryota, Viridiplantae, Streptophyta, Magnoliopsida, Ericales, Theaceae. The record is from RefSeq and is a predicted model, not a curated record.